AUGAUUACAAAAAGACUGCUUUCAUCGACGAAAAACAUACCAAAUAAAUCUAUUUCUCCAUCAAGAAAUCAAACCAAAGAGUUCUGUAGACGUUACAAUAUUUCCUGUGUAGAUAAAGUAGCAUGGGUUAAUGAAUGGAUUUUAAAAUCUAGCACUUUUUAUGCAUCAGGGAAUCUAUCAAACGACGCUACAUCUGACGACACUUCAGUGACUAAUGUAAAUGCGACAUUAAGCAUAGAAGACAUCUAUAUGAAUCAUGGUCAAAUUGAAGAUUAUUCUGAUGACGAUGAAUAUCAAGUUUAUGUUCGAAAAAUAAACCAAGCUGCAUCAAACAAUGAUCGUCCGAAGAAUCAUUGUCAACAACAUAUAAAUGAGAAUCCUAAUCUAAGUACAACGUAUGAAGUUGAAUCAACAAGGAAGAAAAUCUCUAAUUUUAAUGAAACGAGAGCUCUAAUGGUGACACGGGAAUGUGGUGUCUGUUUACUAAUAAAACCUGAAGAGGAAUUUGGUCCUGCUUACAGUGAAAGAUGUCUACACACAAUUCGACAAAUUUGUAACAUAUGUACAUACCAAAACAUUAGAGUUAUUCUCGAUGGCGCCAUUAGUAACCAAGUGUCCUGUCCUGAACCCAACUGUGUGGUGAAAUUUAUUUCAGAUGAAGUCUCACGAGUACUUGCUAUCAAUAACGAUCAGAUAUUGUUGAACAAGUAUGAAAGGUAUUUAACCACACGAUCUCUUGAUUUAAUGGAUAAAUUUUAUUGGUGUGCUCAUGGAUGUGGCUCUGGUCAAUUCGAUGAUAGUCAAAAGACUCGAGACUUGAAGAUUCAUUGUGGUGUAUGCGAAAAAGAUACAUGUGCAUUUCAUCGUGUUAAAUGGCAUGAUAAAAUGACCUGUGAUCGAUAUGAUAAACUUCAUCCAUCAAUUGACUCUAUGACAAAUAAAUGGAUGAAAAACAAUUCAAAACUUUGUCCUGGAUGCCAAUGUAAAAUUGAGAAGAAUGGUGGUUGCUUUCAUAUGACUUGUAAAAGAUGUCGCUACCAAUUCUGUUGGGAAUGUAUGGCUAACUAUACAACGCGUAUAGCAAAGCCACAACGUCAACACAAAAUCAGUUGUCAACAUCAUCCUAUUGGAAAUUUUCUUAUUCUCAUUCAUUUAAUGAAACGCCGGGAAUUAUAG
Messenger RNA from Rotaria socialis, 1176 nucleotides. The record is from the annotation of a GenBank genome assembly. NCBI's taxonomy places the organism in Eukaryota, Metazoa, Rotifera, Eurotatoria, Philodinida, Philodinidae.